This is a messenger RNA of Wasmannia auropunctata (little fire ant), 1146 nucleotides long. RefSeq lists its product as uncharacterized. The record is from RefSeq and is a predicted model, not a curated record. The transcript is spliced from 3 exons. NCBI's taxonomy places the organism in Eukaryota, Metazoa, Arthropoda, Insecta, Hymenoptera, Formicidae. Bases 1 to 1146 code for a protein of 381 amino acids.
AUGUGUCGGCGCGAGAAGGAAUUGGCCGAGCGCGAGCUUGAACUUGCUCGACGUGAGAUCGCGAUGCUACGCGCCAACGAACGCGCAGGCGCAGCCAACCCAGUGAACGGCAACGACGAUAACGCUGUAGCAUUACCGACCAUGAACAAACGAAUGAAUCUGACGACGAUUGCGGAUCUGGUGAACGAAUUUGAUGGCGUUUCCAGUGACUACGAUACUUGGGAGAAACAAAUAAAAUUCAUUAAAACGACGUACAGACUAGAAGAUGAUUUCGCGAAAGUUCUAAUUGGAAUGAAGUUAAAGAAGAAAGCGCUUGAGUGGUUUCAUUCAAAGCCGGAACAUAUCGAGAUGACGUUCGACGCGCUUAUUGGCGAGAUAAAGAAGAUGUUUCGUCACCAUCAGAGUAAAGUGACGCUGCGAAAGAAGUUCGAAGGACGUCUGUGGAAGAAGGACGAAACUUUUCACGAGUACGUUCACGAAAAAAUGAUCUUGGGAAAUCGUGUGCCGAUUGCUGAUGACGAGAUGUUGGACUACGUCAUAGAUGGCAUCCCUGAUAAUACGCUGCGUGACCAGGCACGCAUACAACGCUUCGAUACGGCAGAAUCUUUGUUGGAGGCGUUCGAGAAAAUACAAGCAUUCUUAGGCCUCGCCGGGCACUAUCGUAAGUUCAUUCCGGGUUACUCGACGAUUGCGCGACCGCUAUCUGAUCUUCUGCGAGCAAAUGUUAAAUUCAACUUUGGCGCGGCUCAGAAAGAAGCGUUUACACGACUGAAAAUUUUGUUAAGCGAAAGACCGGUGUUAAACCUGUAUCGAGUAGGCGCGUACACGGAACUGCAUACCGAUGCGUCGAUGCAUGGUUACGGAGCGAUCCUUCUGCAACGAGACAACGAAGAUCAGCUGUUGCAUCCAGUAUACUACGCGAGCGGCAAGACGACACCUGCGGAAGAAAAGUAUACAAGCUACGAGUUGGAAGUACUUGCGGUCAUCAAGGCGCUUAAACGAUUUCGAGUGUACUUGCUUGGCAUCCCAUUCAAGGUCGUAACGGAUUGUCGUGCGUUUGCCCUUACGAUGAGCAAAAAAGCCUUUAGCCAACGCAAUGAAGAAGACGACGGAUACGAGGCGCUGCUACAAUUGCGGGUCACGUGA